Vitis riparia (riverbank grape) is the source of this 1077-nucleotide messenger RNA. RefSeq names its product trans-resveratrol di-O-methyltransferase-like. The record is from RefSeq and is a predicted model, not a curated record. Lineage: Eukaryota; Viridiplantae; Streptophyta; Magnoliopsida; Vitales; Vitaceae. Gene Ontology annotation, molecular function: O-methyltransferase activity; protein dimerization activity; S-adenosylmethionine-dependent methyltransferase activity. Bases 1 to 1077 code for a protein of 358 amino acids. The transcript is spliced from 2 exons. Gene Ontology annotation, biological process: methylation.
AUGGAUUUGGGCAGUGCGGAGAGAGCUGAUGAGCUACUUCAAGCCCAAGCUCAUGUAGUGAACCACACGUUCAACUUCAUGAACUCCAUGGCUCUGAAAUGUGCAAUAGACCUAGCCAUACCAGAUGUCAUCCACAGCCAUGGCCAGCCCAUGCUUCUUUCUCAACUGGUCACUGCCCUGUCUGUCCAACCAUCUAAAGUACCAUGCCUCCACCGCCUCAUGCGGCUUCUUGUUCAUUCUGGCUUCUUUUCUCAGCAACAAGUAAUCCAUAACAAUGAGCAAGAAGAAGGGUAUUCCCUGACUUAUGCCUCUCGGUUCCUACUAAAAGAUGAGCCCCUGACUGGACUGCCACUCUCACUUCUUCAUCUUAAUCCAGUACUUACAGCUCCAUGGCAUUUCUUGAGUGGUUGGUUCCGGAAUGGUGAUCCAACCCCAUUUUGUACUGCACACGGCAAGCCAUAUUGGGAUUAUACAGCCCAAGAACCAGACUUUAACGAUCUCUUUAAUGAGGCCAUGGCAAGCGACUCCCGGAUUAUUGCAAGUGUGCUGAUUACCAAGUGUAAGGAGCAGUUCAAAGGGCUGCUCUCGUUGGUCGAUGUUGGGGCAGGCACUGGAACAAUGACCAAAGCCAUUGCCAAAGCAUUCCCUCAUUUGAAGUGCAUUGUAUUUGAUCAACCACACGUAGUCGCUGAUUUACAGGGAGGUGGAAACUUGGAGGUUGUAGGAGGGGAUAUGUUUGAGGCAAUUCCUUCUGCGAAUGCAGUCAUACUCAAGUGGAUCCUACAUAACUGGAGCGAUGAAGAAUGUGUGAAGAUACUGAAGAAAUGCAAAGAAGCAAUUCCAACUGAGGACAAGGGAGGGAAGCUGAUGAUCAUCGACAUGGUAAUGGAGAACAACAAAGGAGACGACCAAGCAGUCCAAACCCAGCUAUUUUGGGACAUGCUUAUGAUGACUGUGCUCACAGGUAAACAGAGAAAUGAGAACGAAUGGAAGAAGCUCUUUGUGACUGCAGGAUUCACUCACUAUAAGAUAAGCGCAGUGUUAGGUUUCAGGUCCCUCAUUGAGGUUUAUCCAUGA